GAAAGUCUGAUGUCACUGCAGGCAACCUCUGCCUCUAUACGCCGUCUUUUCAAAGAGACUCCCUAAACCCAACACCCGGCAGCUCACUGAAGUCCAAACAGCAAGAGCACAGUCACAUUGAUAGUGAGUGAGAAAAGGGAUAGAGUGGUGGUAGUGGGGAAGCGAGAGAGAGAGGGAGAGAGAGAGCGGCAACAGCACACUGCUUUCCCUUCCUCCCUCUUCUCUCUUAUCAUCCCACAUCCAUGCUGGGGGAGAUGGAAGGUGCCCUGACCGGCUGAGAGGCGCUGUCUGAAGGAGAAGAAAAUCUCGGGAAAAAAACAUCAUUUUUGCUCCUGUGAAUGCCUGGAUCCUUUUUGGGAAGGGGGGGGGACCAUAACUAACGGGGAGUGAAAGGAGGUGUGUAGAUACAAGCCUGCUAGAUCCAGAAAGGAGGGAGGAGGAUAAAGAGGAGGGGGAAGAGUGGCAGGUUUUGUACAGCUGCUGAUGCCAGAGUCUCAGAGUGAGACAGACUGAGGGGGAUCUGAGGAGUGGAGAGCUGGCACGUGCGGAGCUGUGUCUGCAAGUUGUGGGCAAAGAGCAGAGAAAACAGGUUCACAGUCGCACACAGCAGGACAGAUGAGGGGACAUCAAGGACCACGCUUCAGUCCUGGGUGUAUGGUGUACUGACCCUGCCUACCACAGGCAAGGAGUCAGAGGACCAGGGCCAUGACUGGCUCUCCUGGCCCUGGUGGGGGUGCCUUAGUGCCAUGGCCAAGGGUGUGGCAAUGGGUCCUGACAGCUUCUCUGGUUGCAAUGGUAACACUGAUGCUACCAGGAAGUGGCCAGGCCUGUCCACCACGGUGUGAGUGCUCAGCUCAGCUGAGGUCAGUGUCAUGCCAGCGACGAAGGCUCACCAACAUCCCAGAAGGCAUCCCCACUGAGACACAGCUCCUGGACCUCAGCAAGAACCGGCUCCGCUGGGUGCAGGCGGGUGACCUGGCACCAUACCCACGACUGGAGGAAGUGGAUCUCGGUGAGAACCUCAUCACCACAUUAGAGCCCAAUGCCUUUGCCUCCCUCCCUAGUCUUAAAGUGUUAAAGCUGAGGGGAAACCAGCUGAAGUUGGUGCCCAUGGGGGCUUUCGCCAAGCUGGGCAAUCUGACCAGCCUGGAUCUGAGUGAGAACAAGUUGGUGAUUUUAUUGGACUACACCUUCCAAGAUCUUAGGAGUCUGAAACAUCUGGAGGUGGGAGACAACGAGCUGGUUUACAUAUCCCAUAAGGCAUUUUCAGGGUUACUGGGGCUGGAGGAUCUCACAAUACAGCACUGCAACCUGACAUCCAUCUCUGGCCAGACACUGUCCUAUCUCCGCAGCCUGGUCACUCUUCGCCUCCAUCACCUCAGCAUUGCUGCCCUGGACGACCAGAACUUCCGCAAGCUCUCCAACCUGCGGGGUCUGGACAUUGACCAUUGGCCAUACUUAGAGUAUAUCUCCCCACUCAGUUUCCAGGGUUUGGACCUUCACUGGCUCUCCAUCACCAACACCAACAUCACCUCUGUCCCUUCCACCUCCUUCAAGAACCUGGUGCACCUCACCCACCUCAAUCUUUCCUACAAUCCCAUCACCACACUAGAGCCCUGGGCCUUUAAAGACCUGCUGAGGCUGAAGGAGCUCAUCAUGGUAAACACGGGGUUGAUGACAGUAGAGCCCCAUGCCCUUGGAGGCCUACGACAGAUCCGGGUCCUCAAUUUCUCCUCCAACGACUUGCAGACUCUCGAAGAGCGCUCCUUUCACUCUGUCAACAGCCUUGAGACCCUCAGAGUGGAUGGGAACCCCCUGAUGUGUGACUGCCGUCUAUUGUGGAUCCUGCAAAGACGCAAGACCCUCAACUUUGACGGCAGAGUGCCGGUGUGUGCAGGGCCGGUGGAGGUGCAGGGGGUCAGCCUCAGCACCUUCACCGAUUCUGCACUCUUCGAUCACUUUACAUGCCAGAAACCUAAGAUACGCAAUCGCAAGAUGCAGCAGGUGAUUGCUCGUGAGGGCCAGCCUGUGCGAUUUCUGUGUCGAGCUGAAGGAGAACCUCCACCUUCAAUUAUAUGGAUUUCCCCACAACGCAGACGGAUCACCACAAAGACCUUGGGGCGUAUUACUGUCCUGCCUAGUGGCACCCUGGAGAUUCGCUAUGCCCAGCUCACUGACAGCGGAACAUACAUCUGCAUUGCCAGUAAUGCCGGGGGCAAUGACACCUACUUCGCCACACUCACCGUGCGUGGCCAGCCACUGGACGCCGCCUCAGCCUUUUUUCUCAACCGCUCGCUCUAUAGCAGCGAGUUCUUUAAUGACACAAAUCUGAAUAGCACACGUGUUUUCCUCAAGUUCACCUUGGACCUGACCACCAUCUUGGUCUCCACGGCAAUGGGUUGCAUCACAUUCCUGGGAGUGGUCCUCUUCUGUUUCCUGCUGUUGUUCGUGUGGAGCCGAGGACGCGGCCAACGCAAGAACAACUUCACAGUGGAGUACUCUUUCCGGAAAUCUGAACCCGCCACUGGGGGCACCUCAGGAGGGACCAGAAAGUUCAACAUGAAAAUGAUAUGAAACAACGCAGCCAGGGGUCCUUCGGGGGAGGCAUGAGCACGUCCCAAAAACGUGUUUGACACACGCAAACGCACACAGCCACUGACUCGCAAAGAAGCUUGAAAGCACAAUUUAGGUUCCUGUUCAUGGCUCCAUUCAAAAUUGAGUGCCAGCAUUAAAACCAGAGCCAUGGCAUGACUUGCAUAAAUUUGUGAACGACAACAAAGUGAUCCUGACCUGUCUGUCUCAGUGGUUUUAUUCAGCAUGUGAUGAAAACACGUUUGAGUGACCCUAGAGUAUUGAUAAACUUCAUACAGCUGCUUGUCAUCCAUGCUUGAGGAGAAAAACAAAAAAACUAAAUUUAAGCACUAUAGGCAAUAAGAUGUGAAUUGAUCACUGAGCUGUGGAAUAUUGGUAGUCAUGUCUCGCAAUUAAUUGCUAAAGUUUUUUUUCUUUCCAUCAAAAUUUCCCUUUACUGCAUUCUCUGUACUAAAGGGAAAUAAAGGGAAAUGCGGAGACCUGGCUACCAUCCAUUUGUAGAAUUCUUAACUAUGCUCUUUAAAGUCUGCCUUGUAAAGAGUCAUGCAUGUGGAGUUGCAGUUGAGAGUUAAGUUGUAAAUUCAUACCACUGAAUAAAACACAUGGUUUUUAAAGAAAAUUUGAUUUUUUUUUUUCUGUAGAGAAAUUCAGUAUAACAGAUAAAUUUAUCUACUCUGACCGCAGCUCAACAGUGAGGAGAAUUAUAUUGGGUCAACUGUUUUAUUAACAUUAUCACAUGCCAUUUGUUGAAUGAACCAAAGCUUAGUGGAUGUAGAAUAUGAUCUAAUCAGACAAUCUGGUCAGAAGGAGUGGAUAUGGAUCAAUCAUAUGUCAGUAAGUCAAAUAAAACUUGAUCUGGCCUAUGCUUUGCAAACUUUUGCGACAUUAGCUGUGUGAGUUUGGGACGAGCGCACUAUCCGCGAGCUGCUGUGGCUGCCCGUUGCCCGGAGGGUUUGGUUAGGAAGUCAAGUGCUUCGUACACGGGCAGCUACAGGAACCAUAGCAACCAAUGCAGUAGAGGGCAAGGGGGACCAGGCUGGUGGCCAUGUGAGGGUCACUUGGCAGAAGGGGAGGGAAGAAAGAGGUCAACAUGUUCUCUGCUUGCUCUCCCUCAGAUCACAAGCCCAGGGACGACCCAGCAGCCUCCACCCUCGGUCCAUGCCCUCUGCUGUGUUGGUAGACAUCUGACCUUCACAGUGCUGCCAGGGGGGAGCAGCCUGGAGAGUCAGGUUAUACUCAGAGACAGAGAAAGGACACACAGUGACACUAUGGAGGUGUUCACAUCACUGACAUCGACACACUCAUCCAGGUCGUAGAAACCUCGCAUAACAACACGUGUAUAGCACCUUUUCUCAGGAGAAGAGAAUUAACGAGCCAACAGAGCAAAUACAAUGACACAUACUCUGCUAAAAUCUUACCCUUCCUAACUUAGCAAUACUGAAUCAUAAAGCCAAAAUCAUUCUCCUAGAGAGAAUCAACAUGUGACUGAAGAAACAAAGCCAUAGAAUGUAUGUUGUUGUUUUUUAUAUCCAGUAGUUGAUGUGCAUGAUUUAAUUAAUGCUAGUUAUUGUCACUGCCAUUUUACAAGCUGUUGUGAUGAUGACAAGACCAUCUGCUAUCACAAGGCUUCAUAGCGAUGGUGCCUCCAUUUGCACUAAAAACCACCAUCAAGAUUAAAGGAAGAGCAAACAUCCUUCACACAUGACUUAACAAACAAAUUGACGAUGCACCACACGAGUGAAACUGACUGAUCUCUCUCUGUCUCUGAGACGGUCGGUGUGCGAAUGUCUCUGCCCCCCUAGCCCAGUGCAUCCCCCCUCCUCACCCCCACUCCCCACCACACACCCCCACUGGGUCCUCCUUUGGGAGGGGUCCCUGGCUGGAGACCAAGGAAUUAAAAUGUAAAUGAAGUCGUGUCAACCCUACCCACGCCAUGUGCAUCGUAUAGUGGAGAGUAGUACUGUGGUUUCAAAAAACAAGAAGACAAAAAAGUUUCAUUUGAAGUGUUAUUUUGCCUCCUGUUUGUCCUCCAUUUUGUUUCACUCAUUUGUUGUUUACCGUGACCUUUUGGCUAUCUCCCCUUUUAGAGCUCCCUGUCCACUGUGUGGCACUGUUCUGUUCUCAAGGCUGUUCACAACGCACCCAAAACCAGGCAGAACAAAAUCUUUGAUCAAGAAACAGCUGUCUCCCAUCUGUAGAAGUUAAAUUCUAAGAGCAAAGGAAGGACUUUAUGCAGUGAUGCAGUCACUUCAGUAUGUUUACGUGAGAUUAGAAUAAAAAUGCAUAUAAACAUGUAAGUCUAACUGAAACUGUACUAAAUCUAAUUUCUCAAAGUCAGACUAACACCCAGAUUAUGCAAUUGGGAGUAAAACAAUGCAUGUAUGUCUCCAUUCGGACCCAAGAUGGACUGCCAACAGUUCCCACCCCCGGCUUUUACCUGGAAAUAAUAUAGGAAGAAGAAUAAGACAACAUUUUAAAGUUCAUCAAUGGCAAAAAGACUCAGGUCAGACUACACAUUGUAAGCAAGUUUAUAGCCAAUCCAACAGAUGUAGACCUGUCAACCCUGAAAAUCAAUAAUUUUAUUUCCAUAGUGAAAUGACGAUUAUUGAUGUUUCUAGUAGCCUCAGGACCUCCCAACUGAAAGUUUAGCAUGUUUGAUUGUUCUUUUCUUCUGCCUUCUAUGACAAGUUCCCUCACAUCAGUGAACAAUGACAGUUCAGAGCGCUCUGCAGAUACAAAGGUACAGUAAUACAAAAUGACAUAGCGAAAGAUGAGUGAUCCGCCAAGUGUUCUUUUUGAGGGUUGACCUUUACACUUUUCGUUACCCAAUACAGUGAGUAUCAUGCUUUGAACGCCAUUGUUUGUUUACAGUCUUCUUUCUAGGUAUUGUCUAGCCCCGCCCCCAUGGUCCAGCCCCUCUUCCUCUUAACAUCAUCAUGUCUUGAUGAUUGAUCGGGUCAGGAACCAUCAUGUGGUCUGCCAUGUCUGACGAUCAUGCGAUAUAGUGACGAUGAUAACAGGCCAAAAGAUCAUGUAGUCUGAUCUUGGCAUUAUUCAGUGUACAUUUUGAUUCCACCACAACUUUACAGAGUGUAACUACAUAAGGUUUACUUCAUUUAAAAGGGUCAUACUUUGAAAGCAUAAAUUCAUCACUAUUUAAAUAGCUUGGGUUUAACGGGUGAGCCUCAGCUCUCAAAAUAAAUCAUGCAAAUCCAUUCUUGUACCUUAAGAGAAAUGAUGAAACCCCAACUUCUGUGUCAGGAUGAAUAACUGAACAGUUGUUAAAGAUUCAUGGGGCUGAAUGAGAACAGAUGAAUUUAUUGUCCUGGUUUUUAGAUCACCAUUCACAGUGUCAGCGGCCAUUUUUUAUUUCGCUCAGUGUUGAGAACAGUACAUUGUCGUCAUGGACAACUUCCCUCUCCCACUUCAGGUCCCUCUGUGUUUCCAUUCCCCGGUAUUUGUCAGUGGAAAGUAGGUUUAGAGGACAAUGAGAAUGUCUAGUGAUUGUUGAUGGUGUUAUUGUGUAAGCAUCAUUCACAAAUGUAAGCAUAGAUGAUGAUGGUGUGUUUCAUUUUUAUCUUCUUCUCUCUCUCCCUCUUUAUACCGUCCUCUUCCCCCUCUUCCUGUUUCCCGUCUAUUUAACAUUUCCAACCCUUGUUGUCCCUGUUCACAGUAUUAGGCUGGAAUAUGGUUGUGUGGUAGUAGACACGUGUUCUGUGUGGUCAGUGAGUCAGUGUUGUUGUGUUAUGAUGUGUUGCUCCUCUUAGUGACAUCAAACAUGGAGCAGUGACCGGAUCAGUGGAGACAAAAGAUGAAAGGGGUGACCCAGGUUCCUAAAAAAAAAAAAGAAGAAAAUAAAACAAAAAAAGAUUGAACAUUGAUUCCCAUUUCACACCCUACUCAUUCCUGGAAACAAUAUGUGGAACUUUCCUGCUCUGCACAGUGCCACAAUGGGACCUUACUCUGGAUAUGAAAACUCCUGUAAUGUGACUGUAAUGUAUGUAUUUUUUCUUGUCACACUUUAACUAUGAAAUGUAGGAAGGGGGUGUGUGGUUGGAUUGUUGUCAUACUUUUUUUAACAAGAAGUUAGUUUACUCAUUUGAGGGUUUGAAAAUCAGCACUUUUAUCUUUCCAAGCUUCAGAAAUUCUUGAAAAUCUAAGGGACUUUUUUCCCCAACUCAUAAUGAAAGCUCCCAUCCAGCUGAAAUCAUCGAAACGCACAGCCGUCGCCUCAGUGAUUUUGACAGACACAGUGUUUGUAGAAAACCAGUGGAGCUGAGCCUGAUUCAUCGUCUCCACCAUGAUUCGUUAUAAUGUAGGCUAAGCAAUUCCCUGCUCCCAUCUGCAGCUCAUCCUUGCCUCGGGUUGGUGUGUCGUAGUCUAGACGCCCCAUUUACAGCAGCAGAAAUAUUAGGGAUCCCUUCCACUGGGGAACCUUUAAUAGUCACAACCCAAAAUAAAACAAACCUUAGGCUCCAGUCGUCAUGACAUCAUCACCAGCCAAGACUGUAUGAUUCUUUAUUAAGUUUACAAUAGCAUUUGUCUCAAUUUUAAAACUGCAUUUCUACAGCUUUAGUCUCCUGUCAUCUGUGGCUCCAAAUGAGCUCUAAAUGAAUCCAUCUCUUGCUCCACAUCAUACAGCUGCUGUUCUGAUUGGAUUAGACUUGAGUUGAAUUACCCAAGCUGAGAGGAGCGGUAAUGGGAUGGCGGAGAUGUUAGCUUGUCUGACUGGGUGAUUACUUGGCUUAUUAGGCUCAUUUCCAUAACAGACCACUCCAGCAACAGAACACGGGUGUCAUGCAAACACUGCAGGCUGGAUUUAUGGCGUUAAUUCACCUUUUCACAUCUGCUCAACAGAGAUGUUACUGAUGUCGAUGGUUUCCUUUAAUUGGCCACGAUAAUGCAAAUGGCUACAUUCAUGUGUGGUUGGACAUGUUGCAAAGCAUUGCUGAGGGAUUGUUUGAAGCACAUUGGACAGAUAACUGCUUCAUCUCAACCUUGACUGUAAAAUGCAAAUAACCCCCCCCCUUGUCCCUUUCUACGUGACAAUACUGACUCCCAGUGGGCAACUAGAGUAACAACAAAAAUGGGACCAUACCGUUUUGCUGAUCUGUGGGUGUCAUACUGUGAAACACUAAAGUGAGCAUAUUGACUGUUAGCUUCAUAUAGCUCAGUGCAUCACUGAUUUUCUUAUAGCCAUAGCGUGAUCUCCUCUCCACUCCGUGUGUUUUGGGAAAUAUUUUGCAUUCAGAUUCCCGUGUGAGGAGAGGUUUUUAUCAGAACAGGCCCCCGUUUGAUCAAAAGCACCAUUACAAAGGCCUGCUUUUAGAUAAACUGAUGGCCCCAAUAAGACAAACAGUAAAUCAUCAUCUAAUAUUGCAGCAUAAUUCUCUCUCUUUGUACGACUGUGAGCGGAUCAGCAAUUGAUCAGCUCCGUCAGUCCAGAGGGGGGAAAUUUAUUUCUUGUGGUAUUAUAGCAGGUUGAAUCUAUGCAUGCCUUUUGUACACACUGAUUGGUCUUGCCAAACUCUCACCUACACUUGUACGUAGAGCUAUGGGUGCCAUUGUUGGUGGCCAUGGGACUGGUUGAAAAAGAGCAAAGUGAGACUAUUGAUAUGCUUUGAAUCUGACACAAAUCAAAGCCAGAUGACACGGAUAACACAUGCAUUUACAAAUAUUUAAAGAGAGAGAUUCCCUUUGUCUAUUCAGGAUGAUUGAACUUGGGCACACGUCUAUAAAUACACCAAAGUUGUGUUCAGGUGUGUAAAUUAUAGAUAAAGUGAUUGAUAUUCCAAGCAGGAUGCAGGGAGUGAUCAAUGCUGUAUGGGGAUAGGAUUAUUAAUGACAUACUUACAUUGAUUUAUCCUGGACCUUGUCACUGUUCCAGAAUCCUUCUGGAGAAGGAGGAGGUGUGCAGAGCUCUUACAGACCUGGUUGGCACUCAUUCCUAGGUUUCUACCAUGCAUUUUUGAAGACAUUCUCAGUUUAAAAACGAGAUGGUGCCAUCUUCCAAAUUAAGUGUCCAGGUCUGAUCUCUCUCACCUUCUCCAAAGGGAACUUUCAUUGGUAUAGUAGCUCUGUAUUUGCUGGAAAACAAGCGUGUCUCUAAAAUUCGGCUGAGGUAAAUCCAUCCUCCCUCUGUCUCUGUGGUUUUCUCUGUCUCUUUUUCACUCUCUCUUUCUCUCUCUUUCAUACACUCUCUUUCUCUUUGUCUCUCUUUCUCUCUCGCAAUCAAACUGGCACUGACUCGUAAGACACAUUUUUAUCAAUCUCUUUUGUUUUUUUUACAUUCAUACGUGAUUGAAUGUAAAUCUCUUAUACGGCCGUAGUUGAAGUCUGAAACCUAGGAAUGAGUGCCUCAGUUAAAUGCAGAGCUACUAUAAAGACAACUUGUUUAAUUGCAUAGUGUCAACCGGUUCAAGAUUGAAGCAUAUGACUGACUCACAUUAUUGACUGUUAUACAGUAAGUAAGUAAAUUGGAGUCUCCCCCUUCACAAACAUGUGACUGUACCCUAGUCAUUGCAGUUAUAUUUUGGACGUGUGGAUCCUUGGAACUGAAGAACAGCAACUGUAUAUAUUAGGUCAAUUAGCCAUAUCACGUCAUCUAAUCUGUAGACCUCCUUGCCAUGUCUGACAGAGGAAAAUGACUGUUGAACUGUAAAUACUGUAGGUGUAGAAAUAUAGGUAUAGAUUUAAUUACUGCUUCUUUUCUCCAGGGAUCGCCCACGUUUUGCUUAGUCCCAUGGCUGCUCGGUCUCAAGGGGGAAAGAUAAAACAAUAAUGUACUUGUCUAAAAAGCAAGAGUUUUUUUUUUUUUUUUAUUAUUAUUAUUAUUAUUUCAAUAUUUGUUUUAUAUACUGUCUGUCUUGUAAAUGAACUCCUUUUCCGUCAUAAAAGCAUGAUGUGACCUGUG
Solea solea (common sole) is the source of this 9505-nucleotide messenger RNA. Its product is annotated as leucine-rich repeat and immunoglobulin-like domain-containing nogo receptor-interacting protein 3. The transcript has 5 exons. Bases 706 to 2574 code for a protein of 622 amino acids. NCBI's taxonomy places the organism in Eukaryota, Metazoa, Chordata, Actinopteri, Pleuronectiformes, Soleidae. The record is from RefSeq and is a predicted model, not a curated record. Gene Ontology annotation, molecular function: protein binding. Gene Ontology annotation, cellular component: plasma membrane.